Molecule: messenger RNA, 2002 nt
Organism: Dioscorea cayenensis subsp. rotundata (Guinea yam)
Lineage: Eukaryota; Viridiplantae; Streptophyta; Magnoliopsida; Dioscoreales; Dioscoreaceae
Product: protein EFFECTOR OF TRANSCRIPTION 2-like
Exons: 3
Coding region: 156-1706 (516 amino acids)
Biological process (GO): regulation of DNA-templated transcription
Molecular function (GO): DNA binding
Source: RefSeq, a predicted model, not a curated record
CUUCCUGUUCCUGUCCGCGUCUCAUUGACGCAGAUUCCCUUCAAAUAAGAAGCUACUUUGGGAAUGCUGGAGGAGCUAUGAACAGAGGCUAAAUUUCAUCUUUCACAGAGUCAGUCCGUGGAUGAGCCUUUACCAAUUGUGAGAUCUGAUUUGAGAUGUCAUACAGAUCGAAGAGGGAGGAGUGCAAGCACACCGAGCACGACUCCGACUUCUCUAAGUGGCAGGUUCUCAUUGGACCUAAAGACUGGGAAGAUUAUACCUUGGGCAAAGAUGGUGUUGAAAGAUAUAGAAUCCAUAAUCUUCCUCAAUGUUUUUCAUGCUCUGGGCUUUAUGAGCUUGCCAUAUCGAAAAUUCCCAUAGAAGGCCGUAAAUCUCGAGAACCUCCACCAGAUGCCAUUGUUGUCGUCUACCUUGGGCAUUCAGAUAAUGUCAGAGCUCGACUUCAAGAGUAUGGUCGUUCAGGAUCCCAUUUAGAAAGGGGGAAUCCGAGUGUGUGUGCGAAUAACUUCAAAGACCUUUGCCUUGUAAAAGGACCUGGUUUAUUCAAAGAAGCCUUCUCAAAGGGCUAUUCUAUCUUGUUCAGAUGGGCUCCGAUGACAGACAAGAAAGAAGCAAAGAAGAUAGAGAGCAAGUUGCUUGAUACCUUUGAUUAUGCAUGGAACACUCGUGCAAAUGGCACCAGUCGUCGUGACGAUGUACUGAAGAUUUCUAGCACUAUGACUGGGCAACCAAUUCCCAAAGUUCUAAACAAUCUUCAAGAAUGGAAACAGUUAACAUUCAAUAAAAAAGUGGGGAUAAUGAUCAGUGAAAGUGUUCCACCUGAUAAAUUAGGAUCCUCCAAUUAUCUCCAACAUUUUCUUAUUCCGCUUGUACGUAAAGUAUCAAGAAUUCAACCUCGGCCAAAUGAAGGAGGUGAGGUCCUAAAUUCAGGAUAUGAUAUAUGUGGGGUAACUGAUGGUGAUGGUUCUAUCUGUAGAAGAAAACCUGUACUGAGAAACAAAAGGUGUCUGCUGCAUAAAGGAAAAUGGAUCAUUUCGAAUGGGCAUAUAACAAGCAAAGAAGCCUCAUCGUCAACAGAGAACUCAUCACUGGUCCGCUUGGCUAUAGAAGAUAGCUCACGUUUUAUUGAGUUACCCUGCAAUGGAACCCAACAAUGUGAAGAGCUAAGGGAAAGAAGUCCUACUGAAAAUUUUCAUACUGAGGAUAAAUCCGUAGAUGUCGAACAUGAUCAUAGUGAAGAAUAUCACAUCUGCGGGGUGCUUCUUAGCUAUGGGAAUGUUUGUAGGAGCAAGCCUUUGCUGGGAAGAAAAAGAUGUGAUGAUCAUAAAUAUAUGAGGGUCAAUGGAAUCAUACCAAGAACAGCCAGAGAAUUUACUAUUACAAACAUAACGUCAUCUGAAGAACUUGAUCCUUGUGAAGAAAGUCAGAUAUGUGGAGUAUUACUUGGACAUGGGAAUGUGUGCAGGAGCAGACCUUCUCGAGGGAGAGCAAGAUGCGAAGACCAUAAAGGAAUGAGAGUCAAUAGCAUCAUAUCAAGGACGACAAUCAGAGAAUGCUCAUCUCGUGCAGCAACUUAUCAUUUCCAAGAAUACCAGAGAUGUGGAGUGUCCCUUGAAAAUGGAAAUGUUUGUCAGAGAAUGCCUGUUCAAGGUAGACAGAGGUGCGAAGUUCAUAAAGGCCAAAGGGUCAGACGGAUAACAUAUUGAUAAUGGCCAGAGAACAUGUCAUGGUAGAAGGAACAUCGUCUUCUAUGUUAUACAAUAAAAUAAUGGUUGUGUUGGAGUUUAUGAUUAGUAGGACUUGAUUUGUGUGUAUGACUCUAUAAGACCCUUUUUAUGUACAUAAACGUUGUAUGUGUCAAGUGGUGGGUAACAAGACAUGUCUAGUGUGGAAUUGUUGUGAUGUGUUUAGGAAUCCAUCGGAGUGUGGGUAGUUUGUCACAUUUUGAUUCCUUUUGUAAUAGACUUGUAUGUGAUUAAUAAAGUUACUAGUUACCUCUCUA